Messenger RNA from Effrenium voratum, 4719 nucleotides. NCBI's taxonomy places the organism in Eukaryota, Dinophyceae, Suessiales, Symbiodiniaceae. The record is from the annotation of a GenBank genome assembly.
AUGUGCCAUGGCCCAAGGUAUGACAAAUACGAGGCAAAGCUCAAGUAUUACGUCGAAGAAGAUGCAGAGACUGAGUGGUCCAAGACUGAGUCAAGGGCCCGCAGAGAAGAGGUAAAUUACACCGUGGAAGUCAAUGCGUCGGAUGCUGUCACCGACAUGAACGAGGAGAAGCUCACCUCCGUUUACAAGAAGGCUCAGAAAGAGCCACUCGGUCAAAGCAACGUGGAGGCAGGCUGCCUUUUGCAGAACCUGGCGCUCUCCUUGGCGGACGGAGCCCCGGCCACAAGGAUUAAGAAGUUUGCGAACAGCGCGCUGAAGGAGUUUGGCAGUGUGUGCGAGAAGGACUUGGCGGAGCUCAGGCGGGCUGCAAACACUCGGCACCUCAACAACGCAGAGAGGGACCUCCACAGGCUGUUCAGAAAGCGCAAGCUUGCAGUGCCUCUUGGAAUUUCCACGUGCAGCUUCGGAAGCCUCAAGGUCCAGUACCUGAGCCUCAGCAGCACGUGGUUUCCCUUCCUGCUGCGAAACAAGCCGGAAUUCUUGCUGGGGGGCUUCAACUACGACAGUGGAAACGCGACGCUUCUUCUGGACACGUUCUGGGCGAACCUCCAGCAGACCAUGGGUGAGCACGCCGUCUACUCCCUGCAGGCUGGCCAGCUCAGCCAGUGCGUGCCGUUCUACCUGCACAUGGACGAGGGCACAGGACUUCGCAAAAGCGCUGUGCUCAUCAUCAGCGCCCAGCCGGUGUUUGGGCAGUGCACGGCCGAGCGCUUCUACCAAGCCUUCCGAGACCGGACUGACGUCAGCGACGAGUCUAUGCACCAGAUCAUGACAGCUAGCCAGUUCCACAACGCACGGGGUGACACCUACAACAGCCGCCUGCUCUUCACCAUCCUCCCGAAGAAGAUGUACACCGGCAAGAACGAGCGCACCAUGGAGGGCUUCCUGGAGAUCAUCGCGCAGGAGUGCACCAAGAUGAUGACCGAGGGUGUCAAGGUGCGUGGCACACAGUUCUACCCAGUGUGCCUUGGUCUAAAGGCGGACGCCCCGAUGCUGGUCAAAGCCGGCAACUUCAACCGGUCGUUCAUGAACAUGGGCAAGAACAAGGGCUGCUGCUGGGAAUGCUUGGCUGGCCGGGACGACUACCCGUUCGAGGAUGUGGGGACGUCGCCGGUUUGGGCUGAGACCAUUGGUUUGGUCCCUCCUUGGACUUCGCCGGGCGCGUUGGCAACCAUCCCAGCAAGGCUCUGCUUGCCAGAAGGCUUCUUCCGGAGAGACCCGUUCCACGUCUUCAAGCAGUCCAUAGGCGGUCACUUCGUGGCCAGCGCCGUGGUGCUUUUGACCGACCUGGGCUACUGGCCGGGGUGCAGCACGGCCGUUGACAACAAACUGGCGCGGGCUUUCGAUGACUUUCAGCACUUCGUGAAGAAGGAAUGGCAUGGCAAGCACGUGACGCACAUGAAGCAUUUCACAAAGGCGCUUUUCCACUUUCCGAACAUGGACAGCUACCCGCACGGGCGCUUCAAGGGCAGCGACUGCAUGCUCAUGGUACGAUGGUUGCGGCACUUGCUUACGCACGGUUUCUUCCUUGAGUCAGAAGACCCCACCGGCAGGCAGACGCGCAGCCCGCUGGCUUACCCUCUGCAGAUCUGGCACAAAGCCUUCUUCGAGUGCAUUGUGCGAGCCUGCACAGGCGCCCUUCGCUUCUUUCACACCUUGCACACACAGGGUGUGUGGUUGGAUGUGGCAGCGGCACAGUCAAUGGCCACGGGGUGCCUGCAGUUCACGCAGAACUAUAGUCAGCUGGCCAAGCUGAGCUUUGAGAAGUCGCUCCGGAGGUUUCACUUGGAGCCAAGCCUUCACUCCAUGCACCACUUCUACAUGGAGUUGUCUGGAGCCAUCGCGGCUGGCGCCAGCAGCAUCUUAAAUCCGGCAGUGCACAACGCAGAAGCCGACGAAGACUACAUCGGCAAGCUCGCGAGGCUGAGCCGGGCUGUGCAUGCUAGUAGCACGACCUUGCGGUGUAUAGAACGCUAUUUGCUCAAGCUACACUUUGUGGCGGCGCCGGACCAAGAUGACGACAAAGCCGAUCGCCAGCGCAACAUGGCCGGGCAGCGGGCGAGGUUGCCGGCGGAGGUUCCGGCGCCGGAAGCGAUGGAAGCCACGAGCUCGAGGAAGGCGCUGCCGGAGGGGGUCAAUGCCAUCGAUUUGCAAAGGCCAGCCUCAUGCUUUGAAGACCGAAGCUUUGAGUGGGACCCGUUCGAUGAGCUCUUCGGGUACCAGUUGCGGCAGAUGCAGAACGAUCUGCUGCGGAGCCCCACGUCCUUCAGCCUGGACCUCACGCCGCGCUUGCUCUACGGCCGCUCGGACGAGGUGGACGUGCUCAUCGAGUCCGGCGUGGCCAGGUACCUGGAGUUCCAGGGCCUGAAGUUCACCCGCGUGCUCACCUCCAAUGGCCUCGCCUCCGUGCCCCUCACCAAGAGCGAGAUCUUCCAAGAUGCGCAUCUGAGCAAAGCUGAGAAGCGGCUGCUGAUGCGAUUCAUCACCUCCAUCCAGCCCUUCGUCUCCAGCCUCGCCUUUCAGUCCGCGGCCCAGCUCGGCGUGGACCAGGCGGGGAAGGUGAAGCCGGCGGCGGACGCGGACGCCUUGAAGGCCCUGAACUUGGACCUGGACUCGUCCUGGCGCAGCUUCCUGGAGAAGCAGAGCCUUUCGGAGCGGUUGCAAGACUUCAUCACCUACUCCAUCUGCCUUUGGGACUGGCCCAGCGAGCAUCUCAGCUGCCGUGAGGCGCUGGGGCGCAUGGGCGCCUUCAUCUCGUCCUUGGGGCUCUAUGGGCGUGGCACCACCAUGCCGCUGCUCUUCCCCAUGUACGGCGUGGGGGAGGUGGCUCAAGGCUUCACGCGGCUUUGCGCCGUGCACCGGGGGCUCUACGCGCUGCGGACCUAUGCCACACAUGUGCUGACGGAAACGGAGAAAGGUGUCAACGAGGAGGAGGAGAAGGAGAAAGAGGCGACCGCGGCCGCCGCGGCCGUGUCGUCGUCUCACCGCGCCUGCGGCAUCGUGACCAACCGGGGGGAGGUGGUGCGGGCGGAGCUGGUGGUGGCGGGCUGCGAGGACUUCCUGCAGGAGGCCCCAGUGUCCCGCGCUUCCACCCACUGCCGGCGCUGCACGGUGCUGCUGGACCGCCCACUGCUGGGCGAGGAGGGCGUGAGCCUCUGCGUGGUGCCGCCCACGGCUCUCGACCCGCCCCUGGAGAACGUGGUGCAGGUGCUACAACUGGACUUCAGCAGCGGCGCCUGCCCCCGGAACGUCUUCCUGGCCCACCUCUCGCAGUCCGCGGAAGGCGCUUCGAGCUUCGAAGACCUCGACCGGGUGCUGGAGGUGCUGAGGUGUCAAGCCUCCGCACGCUGCAUCUUCAGGUGUCGCUACGUUUACCGGCCCCGGGAGAAGCGGCGAUGGAAUUGCGGCACCGUUGCUGGCGAAGUGCUGCAGAGCUGCCGCCUGGACGGCAGCUUGGCGCUGGUCUCGGACCCCGCCGCGGCGCCGCAGCUUCUCCUCGCGGGCGCGGAGCUCGCGGAAGCCCGAGAGGUCUUCCUCAAGUCUGGGCUGCCAGCUGAAGAGUUUCUGAAGAAGCCCCCGCACGUGGCGGAGGAGGAGCGGGGCAAUGCCAUGGAGGAGUUGGAGCUGUUCAACGAGCAGAUGCAGGCCCAGCAGUCGCCCUUGCCGCGCGCGGAGGAGGAUGCAGACGCGGAGUGUGCGCUGUCCCACGCUUCGCCGGCUUCUUUCCGCCGUCCCCGGCUGCGAGCGCUGCGAGCCGCGGGGCGCGGUUCGAAUGACGCGAGGCGCCGGGGUUCGGGGCUUCUGGGGCGCGCGGCGCUGCGGCUGAGCGCGCUGAGCUGCGGCCUUCUGCUGCGCUUGGUCUUCUGGCCCCGGGAACUGCGGCUUGAUCUGCGCGGAGCCGGGAAAGGCGAUGGGACCGAUCCGGGCGCUCGCUCUCCAUGGGCUUCGGCGCUGUUGGGCCGCUUCCGCUUCAACGCCUCGCUGCGCCGGAUGCGGCGCCUGCUGCGGGCGCAAGAAGUGGAGCUCAAUGGGGAGGAGGUGGACUUUGGGUGCAACCCGGCGCUGCUGCUGCUGGUGACACUGCUCUUGGUGCUUCGACCUGUGGCAGGGCUGCUGGGCCUUUGGCUGCUGUUCCUGCUCUCGGCGGCAAAGCUCCGCGCCAAGUCCGCGAAGCCCUCGCUGUCCUUCGCCGCGAAGAUCUCCGCGGAGGACCUUUGGAGCUGCAGGAUUUGGCGGUCCUGCGCCAAUGCGGGCCUGCGGGACGUCAUGCAGAACAGCAUCGCAGGCCUCAUAGCGGAGCUGAGCGAUCUCCAGCAGGCCACGUCCUUCGACGUGAAGGGCAUCCAGGUGUCGCGCGAGGGCAUCUUCUUGGAUGCCUUGGCGCAGCUGCCGAAGGGCAGCCUGUUCACUUACCGCCUCAGGACCGGCAUCACGCUGGUGGAUGUGGAGGGUACUCAGUGCAUCUUCUGGGAUGACCCCUGCAUCCAGGUGAAGCCAGGUUGGCCUCUGCCGGACUUCUGGGCGCCCUUGGGGGGCUUCGCGGGCCGGCGCCUGCCGCCGGAGCUGCGGCUGAAGAGCCUGGAGUGUCAGGACGGCCAACUCCUGGUGGAAGGUCGUCUUGGAGGCAGCGACGGCACGGCGAUUGUGCUCAGACGGUGA